GUUCCUUUUUCCAUUAAUACAAUUGGGUUUAUAUAACUUCCAGCUAUCACCUCCUGGUCUUAACCAACUCCUCUUAACAACUCCACUCCUUGAUUGGAUUACCUGAAACUUCAAAACCAAGGAAACCAAAUCUAGUUCUCUCCUCUGUUUAAUCUAAACUGGUAUUAUCAUUUCUUCUUUUGCUUCUUCCAUCUAAAUUUCUCCGCUGGAAUACCUUCUCUGUAAAGAUAUCUUCUUUAGGAGGUGAUAGCAGUAGGCAGGAGUUCAGCAAUGGCACAGAUUCAGCUCCAUGGCACACUUCAUGCCACCAUUUUUGAGGUGGAUAAGCUGCACUUGGGAGGUGGCCCAAAUUUCACCGGUCCAAAAUUCUUGGCAAAGAUUGUGGACAAAAUAGAAGAACACAAAGCAUUAGGCAAAGGGAAUUGUAAACUCUAUGCAACAAUUGAUCUUGGAAAAACCAGAGUUGGCCGGACAAGAGUGCUCGAACGCGAAACUGUCCAUCCUAAAUGGUAUGAAUCUUUUCACAUUUACUGUGCUCAUAUGGCUUCUCAUAUCAUCUUCACUGUUAAAGAUGAUAAUCCCAUUGGGGCAACACUCAUAGGAAGAGCUUAUGUACCUGUUGAGGAAAUCCUUAGUGGGAAAGAAAUGGAUAAAUGGGUUGAGAUUGUAGAUGAACAACGUAAGCCUAUUCAUGGACGUUCAAAGAUCCAUGUCAAGCUACAAUAUUUUCCUGUUACUAGAGAUAUCAAUUGGUCAAGGGGAAUCAACAAUCCAAAAUUUUCCGGUGUUCCUUACACUUACUUCACACAGAGAGAGGGAUGCAGGGUUACUCUGUACCAAGAUGUUCAUAUCCCAAACAACUUCAUCCCCAAAAUCCCUCUUUCAGGAGGGAAGUACUAUGAGCCCCAUAGAUGCUGGGAAGACAUCUUUGAUGCGAUCAGUAACGCGAAGCACUUGAUUUAUGUAACUGGGUGGUCCGUGUAUACUAAGAUCACCUUGGUGAGGGACUCGACGAGGCCAAAACAUGGAGGAGACCUUACUCUUGGGAAGCUGCUCAAGAAGAAGGCUAGUGAAGGUGUAAGGGUUCUUAUGCUUGUCUGGGAUGACAGAACUUCUGUGGGUAUAUUCAAGAAUGAAGGAAUAAUGGGCACCCACGACACAGAGACCGAAGAAUUCUUCCGCAACAGUGAUGUUCAAUGUGUUCUGUGCGGUCGUGAUCCUGAUGUUGGUGAUAGCUUGGUUCAGGGCUUUCAGACAUCAACAAUGUUCACUCAUCAUCAGAAGAUUGUGGUGGUAGACAGUGAGAUGCCCUCUAUGGCCAGCAGAUCAUCAUCUCCGCAUAAAAGGAGAAUUGUGAGUUUUGUUGGGGGUAUUGAUCUUUGUGGUGGGAGAUAUGAUACACCAUUCCAUUCCCUUUUCAGGACUUUGAACACAAUUCACCAUGAUGAUUUUCAUCAGCCCAACUUCAAAGGUUCUUCCAUCCAGAAAGGGGGUCCAAGGGAGCCUUGGCAUGAUAUUCACUGUAGACUAGAAGGACCCAUAGCUUGGGAUGUCCUACACACCUUUGAGCAAAGAUGGUGGAAGCAAGGUGGGAAGAACCUUCUUGUUCAGCUCAACAAUUUACAAGACAUUGUUCCAUCAUCAUCCCCAAUUCCCGAAGACCAUGAAACAUGGAAUGUUCAGUUAUUUCGAUCCAUCGAUGGUGGUGCAGCUUUUGGAUUCCCUCAGACACCUGAAGAUGCGGCCAAAGCAGGGCUCGUUAGCGGCAAGAACAACAUCAUCGACCGAAGCAUUCAAGAUGCUUAUAUCAAUGCCAUUCGAAGAGCAAAGCAUUCCAUUUACAUCGAAAAUCAGUAUUUCCUUGGAAGCUCAUUCUCUUGGAAGCCAGAUCAUGACAUCAAGGUUGAAGAUGUUGGUGCCUUGCAUCUCAUUCCAAAAGAGAUCUCACUAAAGAUUGUAAGUAAGAUUGAAGCAGGGGAGAGGUUUGUUGCCUAUGUUGUGGUCCCUAUGUGGCCAGAAGGUAUUCCUGAAGAUGAUUCAGUCCAAGCAAUUUUAGAUUGGCAGAGAAGGACAAUGGAAAUGAUGUAUUCUGAUAUCACACAGGCCCUUAAAGCUAAGAGGCUUAAGGCAGAUCCCAGGGAGUACUUGACAUUCUUUUGCCUUGGCAAUAGAGAGAAGAAGAGGAGUGGUGAAUAUGAACCUUCAGAGAAACCAGAGAAUGGAACUGAUUACAGUAGAGCACAACAGGCACGGCGAUUCAUGAUAUAUGUUCACGCGAAGAUGAUGAUAGUCGAUGAUGAAUACAUAAUCAUUGGUUCUGCUAACCUCAAUCAGAGGUCAAUGGAUGGUGGCAGAGACUCAGAGAUUGCCAUGGGAGCAUAUCAGCCUCAUUAUCUAGCAACCAAGCAAAGGGCAAGAGGUCAGAUCCAUGGGUUCAGAAUGGCAUUGUGGUAUGAGCAUCUUGGCAUGCUUGACAAAUCCUUCCUCCAUCCUGAGAGUUUGGAAUGUGUUCAGAUGGUGAAUGGGGUUGCAGACAAGUACUGGGAUAUUUACUCUAGAGAGUCUUUAGACAAUGACCCACCAGGCCAUCUGCUUAGGUACCCAAUUCGAGUCGGUAGCAAUGGUGAAGUUACUGCGCUUCCAGGAUUCGACUGUUUCCCUGAUACAAAGGCUCGUGUUCUUGGUGCCAAAUCUUUGUUACUUCCCCCAAUCCUCACUACAUAGUAGGAUUUUUCAGAUGAUGUAAUUUCCACUUGUAUUCCUUGUUUGUAGUAUUGUAAUAAGCACAUUCAUGGUGCCAAAUCUUUGUUAGUUCCUCAAAUAUUCCCUACAUGUAUAGUAGGAUUGCUGGAAUAAAGUAGUAUCCCCUUGCUUUUAUUGCCAAAUCUUUGUACUGAAGCUAAUUGUCCUCAAUACAUUAUAGGGUUUAUAAGUUCUAGGGAAAAAACAAGCUACCUGGUCAAGUGCCCCCAGCACCAGUGCGGGAGCCAAUGAGAGCUCAAGCAGGGGCAUCAACACGAAUGGACUUUUUGAUUUAA
This is a messenger RNA of Macadamia integrifolia, 3038 nucleotides long. RefSeq names its product phospholipase D alpha 1-like. NCBI's taxonomy places the organism in Eukaryota, Viridiplantae, Streptophyta, Magnoliopsida, Proteales, Proteaceae. Bases 271 to 2724 code for a protein of 817 amino acids. The record is from RefSeq and is a predicted model, not a curated record. Gene Ontology annotation, cellular component: plasma membrane. The transcript has a single exon. Gene Ontology annotation, biological process: phosphatidylcholine metabolic process; phospholipid catabolic process. Gene Ontology annotation, molecular function: calcium ion binding; D-type glycerophospholipase activity.